GCGCCGCGCCGGUCCGCGUUCAGUCAGUCAGUCUGCAAGCGGGCGCGGAGGGAGAACCAUGUACGUGUGUGCGUGACUGUGACAAGCGUGCUUGUGAGCCGAGCCGCGCGGGACGAGCCACACGGACGAGAACAUUGUUGAACCGUGUCAUUUAUUUUUGAUAACCCAGUGUUUUGGUUUUAUAAAACGUUAGGUUAUUUACCAUUGCCAUUUUAGUCGAUUCUCUUCUCCCGCCCUGUGUUGUUGUUGUGGUCUCGUGGAUUUGGAUUAUCGCCCGACUUCGACGCCCUCAUCAGUGCUUGUGUGUGUGUGUGCCAGUGAAGUGUGUGUGUCUGUGUGAAUUGUGCACCGUUCAUCAGCCUUCCUCGCCUUGGAUUAAAGUGAUACAGUGUUGUGCUUCUUGGUGCUCUGGUGUGGCAAAGUGAAAAGACAUCGCAACAUGAAUCGUUGUUGAUGCCCAGUGGAUACCCUACCGCCACCGCCCGCCGCCCGAGUGGAAUACAGUGAUGAUGUGCCGGUGAAUUAAAUCCGUUUAAAUCUCAAAAUCAGCCAAAAUGUGCUUCCCUUCACUCGGCAAGAUGUGGAUUACCUUUGGAUUUCUCAUCAUCCUCGCCUCCCUCCAGCUGGUGUCGGCGUCUGGCGUGUUCGAGCUCCGGCUCAAGUCCUUCAUCAACGACUACGGCAAGGAUGCGGUGGGGCUCUGCUGCUCCGGGGAGACGACGGAGACGUGUACGGCGCCGUGCCGGACACGCUUCCGCGUGUGCCUCAAGCACUACCAGCAGCGCGUCGACACCACCAGCCCCUGCACCUUCGGCGACGUGGUCACGCCCGUGCUCGGCGACAACUCGCUGCAGCUGGACUCGGGCGCGGCGGCGGCCGUCGACGGCUUCAACAACCCCAUCAGAUUCCCCUUCGACUUCACUUGGCCGGGUACCUUCUCCCUGGUUGUGGAAGCCUGGCAUGACACCAACUCGACCUCGAGAUCGGCAGGCAACUCCAAGACGCUCAUCGUGCGGGUGACGACGCAGCGCUGGCUGGACGUGGGCGCCGGCUGGACGCCCGCCGAGCACCUGACGCCCAACGCGGCGCUGCUGUACGAGUUCCGCGUCACCUGCGACGCGCACUACUUCGGCGCGGGCUGCGCCAACUUCUGCCGGUCGCGGGACGACGCCUUCGGCCACUACACCUGCUCGGCCGCCGGCAAGCCCGUCUGCAACGAGGGCUGGCAGGGCGACUACUGCACCAAACCGGUGUGCGCUCCCGGCUGUGACGAGACCCACGGCUACUGCAGCUCGCCCUUCGAGUGCAAGUGCCACCCCGGAUGGAAGGGCGCGCUGUGCGACGAGUGCGAGCGCUACCCCGGCUGCCUGCACGGGACGUGCCAGAAGCCCUGGGACUGCCUGUGCGACGAGGGCUGGGGCGGCCUGUUCUGCAACCAGGACCUCAACUACUGCACCAACCACCGGCCGUGCCGCAACAACGGCACCUGCUUCAACACCGGCCAGGGCUCGUACACGUGCUCGUGCCCGCCCGGCUUCACGGGCACGGACUGCGAGCGCGAGCUGGACGACUGCACGCACACGCCGUGCCGCAACGGCGGGUCGUGCGUGGACGCGGGCGCGAGCGCGGGCUUUCGCUGCGAGUGCCCCAAGGGCUGGCACGGCCGCCACUGCGAGACGUCGGCGCAGACCUGCGAGGACCAUCCCUGCCGCCACGGCGGCACCUGCCAGGACGUCGCCGGCGGCUACACCUGCCGCUGCCCUCCCGGCUUCAGCGGCGUGGACUGCGAGCAUCAAGUGGACGACUGCGCGCCCAACCCCUGCCAGAACGGGGGCUCUUGCGUGGACCGCGUCAACGGCUUCGAGUGCAACUGCCCGCCGGGGUUCUCCGGUGAGCGGUGCGAGACGAACGUGGACGACUGCGUCAACGACCCCUGCCUCAACGGCGGCACCUGCGUGGACCUGGUGAACCGCUUCCGCUGCCAGUGCGUGCCCGGCUACGUGGGGUCGCUCUGCCAGAGCAAGGUGGACUACUGCCUGGCCAAGCCCUGCUCCAACGGCGGCUCGUGCGUCGUCCUCAUCAACGACUACCGCUGCAACUGCCGGCCCGGCUUCACGGGCAAGGACUGCUCCGUGGAGGUGGACGAGUGCGCGUCGACGCCGUGCCAGAACGGCGGCACCUGCGAGAACCGCAUCAACAACUACCACUGCCGCUGCCCGCCCGGGUUCGGCGGCCGCACCUGUUCCGAGGAGGGAGGCUCCGUCAACAUCGGCGGCAACGUGUCGCGCCACGUGGCCUCGCUGGAGCAGCCCGCCGGCCUGAGCGAGGAGUACGUCGUGAUGAUCGUGACGCUCUCCGUGGCCGUGCCCGUCCUCGUGGUGGUGGCCGUCAUCGUGGUGUUCUGCCUCAAGCAGCGGCGCAAGCGGGAGCAGCAGCUCGCCGACGAGGAGGCGCGCAUGCAGAACGAGGUGAACGCCUGCCAGACGGGCAUCAAGCACCAGCGGCCCGGCGGCAACGGCGACGCGCACAUGAUCAAGAACUCGUGGGGCAGCAAGUGCGUCAACAACGUGCUCGGGGACAUCCCCGACGUGGUGGACGCGCACAGCCCCAGCCCCGUGGACCUGUGCUACGGCAGCAAGCAGAUGGACCUGGGCGGGCCCGUGGCGGUGCCCGUGUACACGCUCCAGCACAAGCAGCUCAACACGGCCAGGGCGUCCCUGCUCUCCGCGUCCAUCGCCAAGCUGGACAAGGAGCUGGACCCGUCGUCGACGCCGCAGGGCCGGCCGCGCAGCGCGCUGUGCCAAGUAACGCCGCCGCAGCUACCAAAGAGGAUAUCGGCGGUGCCCUCCGAGUGGUCAUCGCUAUGUAGUGCGAGUGAAACCUCGCCGUCGAAACGACCGCUGGAGAAGGAGGACUCGUGCUACUCAUCGUCGUGCACGCCGUCGACGCCGGGGACGCCCCCCAAGUCCGGCGCGUCGUCCGUGUUCGUGAUAAACAGGCACCACCCGGACGGCCUGCUGGCCACGCAAGUGUAGCCACUAGCCCACUAGCCCCUAGGACUGUGAAUGCGUGAAUGUGUGAGUGAGUGUGCGAUGCGCGCGUGUGUGUGUGUGAGACAGCUGACCAAACCAAGAGCACCUGUACAGUUAUUUAUUAUCGCUUAUGGUGUCGCCGUGGUCUCCGCUGAAGCUAGUCCAGUCUACAGCGAGUGACUGUUUGUACAUGCGGUGGACAUGAAGGUGGCGCCGCCGUGGCGGGGUGGGGACAUUUUCCACCCCGGUUUAGAUUGUUGAGACUGAACAGGGGGGUGGGGGUGCGGUGGGAGGCGAGGGCCGCCCUCACGGCCACCACAGCCCCGCGCCCCGACCGUUCACCCUAUUUUAGUAAUAACUACAGUGUAUGUGGAGUACAUGCAUACAUGUGUAUUGUGAUCAAUUCGAAACAAGACUAAGUCAGGUAUAUAUGUAUAUAUAUUUACAUAACACAUUUAUAUAUAUACAUAUAUAUUAUUAUUAUAUGUGCGUGUCUAUAGGGGAGAACUUUGUUAAGAUUUUUUUUGUUUUCAUUUUCUGUUUUUUUUUUUUUUGACAAUAAUGUCUCAUUUUUGAAUCAUUGAUGACUGACGAAAAAUGUUUGACAAAUGGCCAUUUUGAUAAUGUAUUUUUGGUGACUUGCUUGACAAAUUGUGCCAGUUAAAAUUUGUAAUUCUGUCAUAUGAUAGUGGUAUGAAAUUUUGGGGAUUUUAGACACAAACAAAGAUGUUAAGAUUUAUCUUAAAUGCCUACCAAUGUGAAAUGAAAAUUAUGUGGGAUUGAACAAAAUAUCAUGUUCCUGUUAUUUAUUGAGAAGCUAAGUCAUUUUGUGGGUGGUUGCGAACAUUGUAGUGUUGUGAUAUGGCAGGGGGGAAGGGGUGUAGGUGGGCAACAUGAAUGUUGCCAUAUUUCUUGUUAGCUUUGCCUCAAUGCAUCUUUUACCAGUUUCCUUGUUGCUUACAAUUUGUUUUUUGACAUGGUCAAAGUUGACAUCGAGAAACUCGCAGUUUACCACUUGAGUCUCUUGGCAUCAACUUGACCUACCUUUGCCAUGGCAGUAGACACUUCACUUUUUCUGAACUGUCUCCCGCUGUUGUUAAUUCAUAUCCCAUUUACUUAAUAUUGUAAUUUCCUAUUAUGGCGGCAAACCCCUUGUUUACAGUGUUUGGUUGCGAUAGAUCAUUGACGCUCAAAUUGUUGAAUUUUAAUUUUGACAAGCCGACAGUCAACUGUGAUCUCUCCUUAAUUUAUGUAUGGCGUCCCCAUCUCAGUUGCAGUGGACUGCAUAUUCGCCUUCACUGGAACGGCGAUGGCCGGCGCCCUUGUGAUAGGGUGGUGUUCUUAUUGUUGACACUUGUAUUUUAAAUUUUCACAUGUUGAGAAACUUGAUUCCUUGCAUUGACUGCCAUAAGUUGACUGUACUAGUAUUUAGGUCUGGUGAUAGAUGAGAUUUGAGAUAGGCAUAAUAGCUCCACCCACAUCACUAAAAUUGUGCCCUUGUACUUAAUGCAAAUUGAGCAAAUUGUACGAAAGGUAGCAUUCAUGUAUGUGUAUAUACUUAUAUAUAUGUGCGUAUAGAUACUUAUAUGUACAUAUAUAUAUAGAUAGAUAAAUAGGUUUAUGCUUCCAAACACAUGUAAAUGGUUAAUAUAUUAAGAAAUGUGCCCCUCUCCCCCUGAAAAGCUUUUUGUAAGAUAAUGUAUUUAUAAAGUGAUGAUGUAUAUAAAUGAAAAUAUUGUGAAUACUAUUAUGAAUUGUUCUUUUCUUCCAAUAAAAAACCAUUGUCUGUGAACCUUAAAAA
Messenger RNA from Thrips palmi, 4833 nucleotides. RefSeq names its product neurogenic locus protein delta-like. The transcript is spliced from 7 exons. Gene Ontology annotation, molecular function: calcium ion binding. The coding region runs from base 555 to 3035 and encodes 826 amino acids. Gene Ontology annotation, cellular component: protein-containing complex; plasma membrane. The record is from RefSeq and is a predicted model, not a curated record. Gene Ontology annotation, biological process: heterophilic cell-cell adhesion; cell communication; Notch signaling pathway. Lineage: Eukaryota; Metazoa; Arthropoda; Insecta; Thysanoptera; Thripidae.